Molecule: messenger RNA, 1399 nt
Organism: Actinia tenebrosa (Australian red waratah sea anemone)
Lineage: Eukaryota; Metazoa; Cnidaria; Anthozoa; Actiniaria; Actiniidae
Product: calcium-activated potassium channel subunit beta-4
Biological process (GO): detection of calcium ion; potassium ion transport
Cellular component (GO): membrane; voltage-gated potassium channel complex
Molecular function (GO): calcium-activated potassium channel activity; potassium channel regulator activity
Source: RefSeq, a predicted model, not a curated record
CAUAUAUACAUAUAUACAUAUAUACAUAUAUAUGGUAUCCAGAGCUGGCUGCAAAGUUUGAAUUUCGAUAGACAAAAAUGCAAUCUGGAUUCGUUGUAGCCCCAGCAAUAAGGCAGUCUAUUUGUUCGCGUAGUUUGUGGACAGCUUCGCGAUUUUAUAGGUGUUCUGCCGGGAUAAUAUUCGUAUCGUUGAUCCUUCUCAUACUGUUGGGAAUCUUCGUGGUUGGUCCAGCAAGAGAUGGACUUAACUUGAAACCAGCAACUUGUACUGUUAAAAGCUAUCAAAGAGGAGUUAGCGAGAGCUGUAGUUGUGGGAAAUACUGUACGAGCUCUUUUCCAUGUUUGAAGAUUUACGUUGAUUAUCAGCCUGAAGGGAAAAUGACGAACGUCACAGAUGUUUUGUUACACGACACUGUCUAUGAACACAACGAUUACAUCAAGUGUUCUACAGCACCAUGUGAGAGAAGUGAGCAAAUCAAUACAGAUCGAGUGAAUGACUUCCAAAAAAGAAAAGGACAAGUUCAUCAAAAGUAUUUAUGCUACUAUAAUAUCAAAAAGCCUGAUGAAGUUGUAACAGUAACAGGUGAUUUCAAGACUGUGAUCCUACAUUGCAUCUUAUGGCCAGUUCUUGUCAUUAUUAUCAUGAUAUUUCUGAUACUGGGUAUUUUCUUUUACCGCAAGUAUCAAGCUGCUCCAAAAGAUGGCCAAGAUAUCAAUUUAGUAUGGGAUUAAUUCCAUCUAUUAUAACCAGCAAUCAUAGACAAUUAAUAUCAAACAAGAUGAACAAUAUACUGGGUCCUGCUUGUAAAGUAUAAUAUCUCUGUUUUUUGUUUGUUUAAGAGUUAUGUCUUGGCACUGCUUGUUAGAUUUAUCAAUGCAAGAACAUGAUUUGUGUAAUGUUUACAGCCUAGCCUCAACAUAUUCUAGCUCUCAAUUUAUAAUUUGUUUAUUGUAUGUAGAUAAGUCAGUAUAUGAAAAACAUUUGUGGAAAGGGGUCUUAUAUAUUGCUGUCAUACAUGGACCCCUAGGAAUCACAUAUUCAUUAACUUUAUUAAGCAAUAUCAUAAAGCAAUAUAUAACUUAAAACAUGCUUUACAGCACUUCCCAAUCACACAUGCAAAAUCAACCAAUUAUUACUUGUUGUCACAAUGGCUUUGGCAUUCACAACAUUUCAUAGGCAAAUGCUCUUGAAAACUUUGUAUUUUGUCCUGUACUAUCUACAYAAAGUAUUAUUGUUUUUUGAUGCUGCCUGAUUUAAGACAUUCUCCUCCCUGCCUUAAGCUGUAUUCAAUGAAGGCCAGCAAAAAUAAUGACUUACUAAUUUGAAGUCCGUCCUCCAAUAAAAUAUCAAUAAUUUUGAUUUUUUUGAUAGUGCAGAGUAAAAGAAUCAGUUUAAUUUA